Messenger RNA from Ascochyta rabiei, 978 nucleotides. RefSeq names its product 2-dehydropantoate 2-reductase. Gene Ontology annotation, molecular function: 2-dehydropantoate 2-reductase activity. The transcript has a single exon. Gene Ontology annotation, cellular component: cytoplasm. The coding region runs from base 1 to 978 and encodes 325 amino acids. NCBI's taxonomy places the organism in Eukaryota, Fungi, Ascomycota, Dothideomycetes, Pleosporales, Didymellaceae. The record is from RefSeq and is a predicted model, not a curated record. Gene Ontology annotation, biological process: pantothenate biosynthetic process.
AUGACAGGCAAUACACAACCAAACGUUCUGCUCUUUGGUGCCGGUGGUGUUGGGACGGUCUAUCUUUGGCUCCUUUCCAAAUCAUCGACUACCACCGCUGUUUGCCGGUCCAACUACGACGUUGCAAAGGAAGAUGGCUUCAUUAUCAACUCAUCGAUCUUCGGUCAAGGCAUACACUUCAGACCGAACGUUGUACGAAGCUGCGAAGAGGCAGCGUCUGCAAAUGAAACACCAUACGACUACAUUGUAGUCUGCAGUAAAGCCAUCCCAGAUACCGUGCCCAAAUGGAUCGCUCCUGUCGUGACUCCUGGACACACCACCAUCGUGCUUCUCCAGAAUGGAGUCGGUAUCGAGGAGGAGUAUCGUGUGGCCUUCCCCAGUAAUCCGAUCGUCUCUACGGUCCUCUACUUCCCUGCGACCCAACGACCUGCCGGCGUGAUCAAACAUGGCGAAGUAGAAAGACUCGAAAUCGGCGCAUACCCUUCAUCCGCAUCUGCCGAACACGCAAAAGCCUUUGCACAGCUUGUACAAUCCGCAGGCGCCACUGCGAUACUUCAUGAGGAUAUCCAGUUGAUACGGUGGACCAAGCUUCUCAUCAAUGCUUCUUGGAACCCAAUCUGUGCUCUGUCGUUCAGCAAAGACACCGAUGUGCUUGAGAGCUAUGAUGGAGCCCCUGAUAUUAUUGAAGCUGUAAUGCUCGAGAUUCGCGACAUUGCAGUCGCGUACGGAUACAACAUCACUGAGGAAAAGGUCAAGUUCGAGCUUAACAGAGCGAAGGCACGAAUACCUAUCCACGCCGGUAUUGAGCCGAGCAUGCUGCAGGACGUGCAGACUGGCCGGCGGAUAGAAGUUGAAGCUAUAGUCGGAAACCCAGUCAGGAUGGGCAGGGCCAAAGGUGUCAAGUGUGACAGACUAGAGUUGCUGUACGUUUUGGCAAAGACACUGGACUUGCAUAUGGGCAAAAAGUUGGAUACAUGA